UGACGGGUUCAGACUCGGCGUCCGAAAGCAGCAAUGGGUCUGAAACCACCGUCAACCAAACCGGCGUGAGGGGCGACGAAACGGAUUCCUCGUUGAAGGCCCGGCUCAGUGAUGCCGAGCAGCUGCCACAACCGAAGGUGCCGCCAGUCUCGACCGCCGAGAAAGACGCCGUGUCUGCCGGUAAAGCCGGAGUCGCAGGUGCCGGCAGAGGUGCCAAUAAACCAGGCGGUGGCAAGGCCAUUGUCACACCCCGAAAACUUCAUACGGGGUCGCCAACGCAGCGUUCACUGGACGACAGCACGGCGAGUACAACCGUGGAUCGUACCGUCAGACGUACGCAGCAGAACACCGAUGAUCUCUGGCAGCGACAACGAGACCACCGUAGCGGCCGUAAAGGGCGUGGGAAACCAGGCUACGACGACGAGGAAGAUAUGGUGGCGACACCCCUUGGCGGCGGAGGUCGUGGCGGGGCGGGACGCGCGAGACCGACGACGCGUCCUAAAGCGGUGGCCGCACCGGCGAUGCGCGGCUCUGCACCGCCUCCUGCUUCGCCACCACUCGCAGGGCAGACCGGCGGGGCUCGGCCGGGAGCCAAAGAACCGGUCAGGCCGCGACUUGUACUCUCCAAGAAGGGCCUCGUCAGGGCAGCGCCAUCCAAGCCUCCACUGAACCCUGGCGCUGGCUCUGAGCCGCCAUCUGCGCAACCGAUAGCCAGCGGAGCCGAAGUCCGCGCGGGACAGCCGCCAGGUUCAGGGAUGACUGGCGUCCGCAGGCGAUAUUCCGUCGCUGCAUCUCGGGAACCGCCAGAACAGCGCCGGAAAUCUCUGGUCCCUGCCACUUUGGCCGCUGAGGGAAAAGGUGCCGGAAAAUUAUUGUCGGUAACCUUUCCAUGGUCACUCGACGAUGUUCGAAGGCAAUCCUCGGACACCAGCCAUGAUGAGGCUGACCGCGAUGAAGACUCGUCCUCGAACACGCCACCUAGUGAAGAUACCGCUACACCUCCAGCUGUUGCGUUGGGGAAGCGCCCGCCGGAAGUUGGUAAGCCACCCACCGAAGUUAAGCGCCCAUCGGUAACUGCCGAGCCGCCCGCCGCUGCUGCGGCAUCUGCCCCCAUGCCGGCUGCAACGUCCAAGCCACCGGAAGUGACGGCUGCUGUGACGUCGUCGGGUGAACCGAAAAAGGCCGCUGCGACAGAAGAGGCGCCAGUGGCACCACCGUCAUCACCAGCAUUCUCAGCGGCACCGACAGCAUUGGCAACACCAGCAACAUUAGCAACACCCGCUCCAUUAGCAGCACAGGCGCCAUCAACGCCAUCGGUACCGCUGGUGCCACCGGUUCUACAAGUACAGUCGCCGCCAAGCGCCAGCGCUGCUAAGCCCGCUGUAGCUCAGAAGCUUGACGCCAAAAAGACUGAAGCUGCCAUCGCCCCUGUACCGAAGAGCACCUGGUGGACGGCGUUGGCGCAGCCUUUCUCUGUGUCGGGAGCCACCAGCGGCGCUGUCGGCCCAAACGAAGAGGUUCCUGUGCCGGCCCAUGUGCGGCGCUACUCCAUGGCUAUGACCGACAAUCAGCGCGCACAGGCUCGUACUAACGUGAAACUGCAAGCGCGCACCGCACGUCACAGAUGACCUG
Dermacentor silvarum is the source of this 1632-nucleotide messenger RNA. RefSeq names its product nascent polypeptide-associated complex subunit alpha, muscle-specific form-like. Bases 432 to 1628 code for a protein of 398 amino acids. NCBI's taxonomy places the organism in Eukaryota, Metazoa, Arthropoda, Arachnida, Ixodida, Ixodidae. The transcript is spliced from 3 exons. The record is from RefSeq and is a predicted model, not a curated record.